Molecule: messenger RNA, 1485 nt
Organism: Tinamus guttatus (white-throated tinamou)
Lineage: Eukaryota; Metazoa; Chordata; Aves; Tinamiformes; Tinamidae
Source: RefSeq, a predicted model, not a curated record
AUGGGGACACAUGGAUGGGCAUGGGGAUGCCCAGAAGGGCAUGGGGACACCCGGACGUCCAUCCCUGUGCCCACCUUGACGGCAUCUCCAACCUCCCAGGCUGAGACAGCCGCCAACCGCAUCUGCAAAGUCCUGGCCGUGAACCAGGAGAACGAGAAGCUCAUGGAGGAGUACGAGAAGCUGGCGAGCGAGCUCCUGGAGUGGAUCCGCCGCACGGUGCCCUGGCUGGAGAACCGGGCUCCCGAGAGCAGCAUGGGGGCCAUGCAGCGCAAGCUGGAGGAUUUCCGCGACUACCGGCGCGUGCACAAGCCGCCGCGCGUGCAGGAGAAGUGCCAGCUGGAGAUCAACUUCAACACGCUGCAGACCAAGCUGCGCCUCAGCAACCGCCCCGCGUUCAUGCCCUCCGAGGGGAAGAUGGUGUCGGACAUCGCCAACGCCUGGAAGGGGCUGGAGCAGGUGGAGAGGGGCUACGAGGAGUGGCUGCUCACCGAGAUCCGGCGCCUGCAGCGCCUCGACCACCUGGCCGAGAAGUUCAAGCACAAGGCGACGCUGCACGAGAACUGGACGCGGGGUGAGCGCGGGGACGGCCCCGUGCGCACCGAGAAGCUGCUGGAGACCAUCGACCAGCUCUACCUGGAGUUCGCCAAGCGCGCGGCCCCCUUCAACAACUGGAUGGACGGGGCCGUGGAGGACCUGCAGGACAUGUUCAUCGUGCACAGCAUCGAGGAGAUCCAGAGCCUCAUCACGGCCCACGAGCAGUUCAAGGCGACGCUGCCGGAGGCCGACCGGUAGCGCAUGGCCAUCGUGGGCAUCCACGGGGAGAUCCAGAAGAUCGCGCAGACCUACGGCAUCAAGCUGAGCGGCGGCAACCCCUACACGGCCCUCACGCACCUGGACAUCGCCACCAAAUGGGAUUCGGUGAAGCACCUGGUGCCCCAUCGCGACCAGACGCUGCAGGAGGAGCUGGCCCGGACCAGCUCCUUGGAGGAGCAGAUGAGCCGCCUCAAGCAGCACGAGCACAACAUCAUCAACUACAAGACCAACAUCGACAAGCUGGAGGGCGACCACCAGCUCAUCCAGGAGGCCCUGGUCUUCGACAACCGGCACACCAACUACACCAUGGAGCACAUCCGUGUGGGCUGGGAGCAGCUGCUGACCACGGUGGCCCGGACCAUCAACGAGGUGGAGAACCAGAUCCUGACGCGCGACGCCAAGGGCAUCAGCCAGGAGCAGAUGAACGAGUUCCGGGCCUCCUUCAACCACUUCGACCGGAAGAGGAACGGCAUGAUGGACCCCGAUGACUUCCGCGCCUGCCUCAUCUCCAUGGGCUACGACCUGGGCGAGGUGGAGUUUGCCCGCAUCAUGAUGAUGGUGGACCCCAACAACACCGGCGUUGUCACCUUCCAGGCCUUCAUCGACUUCAUGACCCGCGAGGCGGCCGAGACCGACACGGCCGAAAUCUGGGAUAAUUUAGGCAAAAAGUAG